AUGGUGAAAUCUUACUUCAAAUUCGAGCAUUCGAGCACGUUCGGGCUCAUCGCCUCGGCGUCGUCCAAUGCGAUCUGGGCCAAGGACGAGCAGGUCCCAGGCGCAGCUCGCCAGACAGGUUCCGGUCGAGCGAUCGUUGGUGCUAGCGAGGAGGUCCUUUGCUGGGAUGUAAAGAAGGGAGAACUGCUGGGCCGGUGGCGCGAUUCGGCGUGCAAGGCGCCUGUGACCGUCGUCACCCAGAGCAAGACCGAUGAAGAUAUCUUUGCAGUUGGCUACGAGGAUGGUAGCAUCCGCAUCUGGGAUUCGCGUACUCGCACUGUCAUUAUUUCUUUCAAUGGUCACAAGUCCGCCGUGACCCAGAUGGCCUUCGACAACGCCGGUGUGCGCCUCGCCAGUGGUUCCAAAGACACCGACAUUAUCGUCUGGGACCUGAUCAGCGAAACAGGUCUUUUCAGACUCCGCGGACACACCGACCAGAUCACCUCCCUCCACUUCCUUUUCCCUUCUACAGAGCUACUCAAUGCCUCCGGACUCAGCGAACAUCCCGGAUUCUUGUUGACAACUGGUAAGGACGCUCUGGUCAAGAUUUGGGAUCUGGGAUCGCAGCACUGUAUCGAAACACAUGUUGCGCAGACAAAUGGCGAGUGCUGGAGCUUGGGUCUUUCACCAGACCAGGGUGGUUGCAUUACUGCAGGAAAUGAUGGAGAGCUGAAGGUCUGGUCGAUCGACGAAAAUGCGAUGGUUGAAAUCUCAAAAGAGAAAGUCAGCGCAGAGGGUCGCAGAAUCAUGAAGGACCGGGGAACCUUCUACCGAAAUGGUAAAGAUCGCACAAUUGGCAUUCGAUUCCAUCCUCGUUUGGAUUAUGUCGGUUUGCACGGCUCGGACAAGUCAGUCGAAAUUUGGCGCAUUCGGUCAGCAACAGAAGUGCAGAAGAGCAUGGCUCGCAAGCGCAAGCGGAGAAAGGAGAAGGAGGCCCAGCGUGAGGGUGAAGAGAAGACCGAAGCUGAAGAAGACAAGCCUGAAGAUGUUUCUUCUGCUCCCAUCACAGAAGUCUUCGUCCCCCAUGUCAUCGUUCGCACGGGUGGAAAGAUUCGUUCAUUCGACUGGAUGACCAUCAAAUCCAACAGCCUAAACAUCCUUGCAGCAACUUCGAAUAACCAGCUGGAAGCCUAUAGCAUUGUCACAGCGAACAAGAAGAACAAAGACGAGGAAGAAUCUGAUUACACCCGCAGCUUGGCUGUCGACAUUCCCGGCCACCGCACCGAUAUCCGAUCCAUUGCCCUGAGUUCUGAGGACCGCAUGUUGGCUUCUGCUUCCAAUGGCAGCCUCAAGAUCUGGAACGUACGCACAGGAACCUGUCUGCGUACGCUUGAAUGUGGCUAUGCGCUCUGCUCCGCGUUCCUUCCCGGUGACAAGAUCGUGGUGGUUGGAAACAAGAAUGGAGAGUUGGAGGUCUUUGAUAUUGCUUCCUCAACAUUGCUGGACACCAUCAAGGCCCACGAUGGUCCAGUCUGGUCAAUGCACGUGCACCCUGAUGGAAAGUCCGUGGUCACUGGAAGUGCUGAUAAGCAAGCGAAGUUUUGGGAGUUCAAGGUUGUGCAGGAGGAGAUCCCGGGCACCAAGCGCACUACUCCCCGCCUCAGACUGGUCCACACCAGAACCUUAAAGGUCAACGAGGACAUUCUCAGCCUUCGAUUCUCUCCAGACGCACGACUUCUGGCUGUUUCUAUGCUGGACAACACUGUGAAGGUCUUUUUCGUUGACACUUUGAAACUCUUCCUGAACUUGUACGGCCACAAGCUUCCUGUCCUGUCCAUGGACAUUUCUUACGACACCAAAUUGAUCGUAACUUGCUCGGCCGAUAAGACUGUCCGUCUGUGGGGUCUGGACUUUGGUGAUUGCCACAAGUCCUUGCACGCUCACGAGGACAGUGUCAUGGCAGUUGCAUUCGUUCCCACCAACAAGGAACAAAAUGGUCACAACUUCUUCAGUGCUAGCAAGGACAAGGUUAUCAAGUACUGGGACGGUGACAAGUUUGAGCAGAUCCAGCGACUGACCGGUCACCACGGAGAGAUCUGGGCGUUGGCCAUCAGCCGUACCGGUGAUACCAUUGUCACUGCCAGUCACGAUAAGAGUAUUCGCAUCUGGAAGGAGACAGAUGAGCCUCUGUUCCUGGAGGAAGAGCGCGAAAGAGAAAUGGAAGAAGCUUACGACAACACUCUUACUGCCUCUCUCGAGCAAGACGAGGACGGCGAGGACGGCGAGAAGGCCGAGGCAGUUGACGCGGGAAAGCAAACCACUGGUACCCUCAUGGCUGGUGAAAAGAUCAUGGAAGCUCUAGACCUGGGCAUGGAGGACCUCGAACUUGUCCGGGAAUGGCACGAGACCAACCCCAACAGCUCACCUCCCAACCGCAACCCGAUCUACCUCGCUUUCGGCAACAUCUCAGCAGAGGAGCACGUCUUGAAGACCGUGUCCAAGGUCCCGGCCGCAGCCCUGCAAGAUGCCCUCCUUGUCUUGCCAUUCAACAAGCUCCCCGCUCUCUUCACCUUCCUCAACAUCUGGGCCGAGCGCGAAUGGAACGUGCCCCUUACCUGCCGUGUCCUCUUCUUCAUGCUCAAGACUCACCACCGCCAGGUCGUGGCAAGCAAGAUGAUGCGUCCCAUGCUGGACAGCAUCCGUUCCGCCCUGCGUCGUGUUCUUACCCGUCAAAAGGACGAGAUGGGCUUCAACUUGUCUGCUUUGCAGUUUAUCGGUAACCAGAUCCGCGAACUGAGCACCAAAGAUUACAUUGACGAGGAGACCUGGAAGCAGCCUGAGACACAAAAGGGAACGGGCAAGAAGCGGCAAUUUGUUAGCAUGGCUUGA
This is a messenger RNA of Penicillium pulvis, 2868 nucleotides long. Its product is annotated as snoRNA-binding rRNA-processing protein DIP2. Gene Ontology annotation, biological process: maturation of SSU-rRNA. Gene Ontology annotation, cellular component: Pwp2p-containing subcomplex of 90S preribosome; small-subunit processome. The transcript is spliced from 3 exons. Lineage: Eukaryota; Fungi; Ascomycota; Eurotiomycetes; Eurotiales; Aspergillaceae. The record is from RefSeq and is a predicted model, not a curated record. Bases 1 to 2868 code for a protein of 955 amino acids. Gene Ontology annotation, molecular function: snoRNA binding; protein binding.